This is a messenger RNA of Fusarium odoratissimum NRRL 54006, 560 nucleotides long. RefSeq lists its product as uncharacterized. Lineage: Eukaryota; Fungi; Ascomycota; Sordariomycetes; Hypocreales; Nectriaceae. The coding region runs from base 59 to 499 and encodes 146 amino acids. The transcript has 2 exons. The record is from RefSeq and is a predicted model, not a curated record.
GUUCGUCCUCGAUAUCCUCAAGCCACGCCGCCAUUACUUACAUCAACUCGCUGGAAAUAUGGCGGACAAACUGCCAGAUCCCACCAUGCCUCAAGGCGCUGCAGACCGACAACCUGUGGAUGAUAAUAUGUCGCUACGUAAUAUACUCAAAUCGAUGAAGAAGGAUCCAGACGGAAAUGGCAUAAAUGCAUUAGGCUACGAUGGUGUGCUUCGUAGUUUUAACCUGGAACGGAAUGUUGUUGAUGCAGUUGGCCUUAACCCAACCCAGAUCAGAGAAUAUUAUAAAGGUCUGCCUAUGCCUGAUAGAUUUCUCACCGCCGAUGGCCGUAAUAUAUCCCGCAGGGAUAUGUUCUCCCCUGAUGCAGAGAAUAUUCCCAAGAAGUUUACAGCGGAGGAUAUAGCCAAAAUUGAGGCACAUAACGAGGAGUUAGAAAGGCGCGGAGUCACAUGCUGUGUUCUAGACAAAUCAACAGACGACGGUAAACCGAAUCCUAGAUAGUUCCUUUUACUUUUAGUUCCUGUAGAAUGUUAAUUAUUUUAUCUCUUAUCACGCUCUUUCC